UGGCUCGUGGGUGGCUCUCUGGCAAUCGCAAAGCGGAACCUCACCCCAAAAGGCACCAUGAUAGUGAUGACUGAUGUCACUGCAGCCCCCGGAUUGGGGUCAGCUGCCACCACUCCAGCCGUGGCUCCCAACUUCUCCUGGAUGCCGGAGGACGGCAGCCCCACAGCUGUGGAGCAGCCCAUAUUCCUCAUGACCACUGCUGCUCAGGCCAUCUCAGGUUUCUUUGUAUGGACAGCUUUGCUCAUCACCUGCCAUCAGAUCUACAUGCAUCUUCGCUGCUACAGCUGCCCAAACGAACAGCGCUACAUCGUUCGGAUCCUCUUCAUUGUGCCCAUUUAUGCCUUUGACUCAUGGCUCAGCCUCCUGUUCUUCACCAAUGACCAGUACUAUGUUUACUUUGGCACAGUGCGGGACUGCUAUGAAGCCUUUGUAAUAUACAACUUCCUCAGCCUCUGCUAUGAGUACUUGGGAGGGGAGAGCUCCAUCAUGUCCGAGAUCAGAGGGAAGCCAAUUGAGUCCAGCUGUGUAUAUGGGACUUGCUGCCUGUGGGGAAAGACCUAUUCAAUUGGAUUCCUGAGGUUCUGCAAACAGGCCACCCUGCAGUUCUGUGUGGUGAAGCCCCUCAUGGCGAUCAGCACAGUCAUCCUUCAGGCCUUCGGCAAGUACCAGGAUGGUGACUUUGAUGUAACCAGUGGCUACCUCUAUGUGACGAUCAUCUACAACAUCUCUGUCAGCCUGGCACUGUACGCCCUCUUCCUUUUCUACUUUGCCACACGUGAGCUGCUCAGUCCCUACAGCCCAGUCCUCAAGUUCUUCAUGGUGAAGUCUGUCAUCUUCCUCUCCUUCUGGCAAGGGAUGCUGUUGGCCAUCUUGGAAAAGUGUGGUGCCAUCCCCAAAAUCCACUCCGCCAACGUGUCUGUGGGUGAAGGCACUGUAGCUGCUGGGUAUCAGGAUUUUAUCAUUUGCGUGGAGAUGUUCUUUGCAGCCAUCGCCCUGCGCCAUGCCUUCACAUACAAGGUGUAUGCGGACAAGAGACUCGACGCCCAAGGUCGCUGUGCUCCCAUGAAAAGCAUCUCCAGCAGCCUCAAGGAGACCAUGAACCCCCAUGACAUUGUCCAAGACGCGAUCCACAACUUCUCCCCGGCCUACCAGCAGUACACGCAGCAGUCGACACUGGAGCAUGGUCCACCCUGGCGCAACGGCAGUCACGUUAUCUCGCGCUCCCACAGCUGCUCGGGUGCCCGUGACAAUGAAAAGACCCUUCUGCUGAGCUCCGAUGAUGAAUUCUAGGAGGGCACACUGCCAGCAGAGGCUGUAAUUCUCCUUCUUUUGUUUUUCUUUUUUAAAAAUUUGUUAUUCUUUUUUAAUUUAUUGAAGCAGAAACAUGCAAGUCAUAUCACUUUCUAGAGAGUGCUAAUUGCAGAAGUGGGCAGUUCCCAUUUGCUUCUGUGGGUACGGACAUGAUGAGCGGUGCAGAAGUGUGGGAAUGGCCAGGACU
Apaloderma vittatum (bar-tailed trogon) is the source of this 1498-nucleotide messenger RNA. RefSeq names its product transmembrane protein 184B (gene TMEM184B). Bases 58 to 1290 code for a protein of 410 amino acids. Gene Ontology annotation, molecular function: transporter activity. The record is from RefSeq and is a predicted model, not a curated record. Gene Ontology annotation, biological process: transport. Lineage: Eukaryota; Metazoa; Chordata; Aves; Trogoniformes; Trogonidae. The transcript has 8 exons.